Molecule: messenger RNA, 1509 nt
Organism: Olea europaea var. sylvestris
Lineage: Eukaryota; Viridiplantae; Streptophyta; Magnoliopsida; Lamiales; Oleaceae
Product: transmembrane protein 33 homolog
Exons: 9
Coding region: 100-1089 (329 amino acids)
Biological process (GO): membrane organization; endoplasmic reticulum tubular network organization
Cellular component (GO): endoplasmic reticulum; membrane
Source: RefSeq, a predicted model, not a curated record
GAAAAUUCUUGUGAAGGCGACACGACUCUUCACAUUAUUUACCAUCGAAGACUAAAGAGUGUAAAUCUUGGAAGCGGAAUCUGAAACAAUUUGAAAGAAAUGGGAGAAGAAGUAGAAGAUCCUCAGAAGUUGAAGAAAAUGGCAGCGGCGGCUUACGACUACGACAACGACCCACGAUGGGCGGAUUAUUGGUCAAACGUUCUCGUUCCUCCCAACAUGGCAUCUCGCUCCGAUGUUAUUAAUUAUUACAAGAGCAAGUUCUACCAGCGUUACAUUGAUCCCGAUCUGAUUGUUGAGCCAAUGGCUAGUGGCAGUACAUCUCAGCCAGCGGCAUCUUCUACAACACAUAGUUAUACAAGUAGAACAACGGGCACAUUCACUACUCCAGCUCCAAAUUCAACGUCUCUGCGUUGGGAUGGACAAACUAUUCAAUUUUCUGUCAAUGCUUGGAUUUUUGUGGUGGCAGUUCUUGCAAUCUUUCCUCUUGUUCCUAAGAAUCUGUCAAAACGGGCAUUUCGGCUUUCCUUCAUGGGGACUGCAUGUUCUUCUCUGUAUUCAUUAUAUUCGUUAUAUGGGAAACCUAGAGCAUGGAACUUGCAGGCUCUGCAAGUUUGGUUUCAAUCAGUGGCAGUUACCAAAAAUUUUAUCUACUCCAUCUACUGCCUUACCUUUGUCACUUCAAAUCUGUGCCUCAAAUUUGCUUUGAUUCCAAUUUUGUGCUUGUCCCUUCAGCAUGUUGCUAAGUUUCUUCGGCGUAACUUUAGCAGAUCCACCUUGUACAGGAAAUACUUGGAAGAGGCCUGUGUUUGGGUUGAUUCGAACACAACCACCCUUAGCAUUCUGUCUUCACAAGCUGAGAUUGGACUUGGAUUUCUUCUGAUUAUCUCUCUUUUCUCGUGGCAGCGCAAUGUUAUACAAGCAUUUAUGUACUGGCAGCUUUUAAAGCUUAUGUACCAGGCCCCUGCAACUGCUGGUUACCAUCAAAGUGCAUGGGCCAGGAUAGGGAGGAUUAUAAAUCCUCUAAUCCGACGCUACGCGCCUUUCCUGAACACUCCAAUUACUGCUAUUCAGAAAUGGUGGUUCAGGUAAGAAUCUUCGAGAGAAAAAGAAGUUGAAUGACAACAUAUGUAUGUCUUUCCUCUCAGAGACGUGAAUCUCGAUUUAGAAAAAGGAGAUGGGUUCAGAAUCAUAUAUAUACUCGACAAAGAUUUUGAUAUAUUACUCUUUACUAAUAAUCAAAAUUGGAACUUGACGUUCAUAUGGCAAUCUUGAGGUCUUUGAAGUUCUCCAUUUCUUGGUAAGGUGUUGACCUUUCAAUAGUUCUCAUCUUUACUUAAAACUGAGCUAAUUAGAAUGGAGUUUCUUCCACUUAGUUUUCAAGUUUUGGUUUGUGUUUGACACUUGCAGUUGAUUUGAAACAGUAGUGUUGGCAAAAUGCCAGAUAUUCCUGAUUUACAGAGACAGUUAAUGAUGUAAUCUUUGAGAUUUUGCAAUUUGACAGCCUUUUUU